AUGACGAUAAGUGAUCACGAAGUAAUCGGAAGAGGAAGGAACACCACUGUAUUGGAAGGAAUUUACGAUGGUCGUUCAGUGACUAUCAAACGUUGUGGUCGAUCGGUGGACAAUGAUAUUUUGUUGAAGAAACAGGCCGAUGCUAUGAUUAUAUAUGAUGUUCAUCCAAAUAUUGUUCGAUACAUUGGAAAGGAAGAAGAUCCAUAUUUCACAUAUCUCUGCGUAGAACGAUGUACGUACAACUUAAGUGAUUUCAUUUGCCAAAGCCCUUUGAAAUCCAAGUUGUGGACGAUUAUCGGCACUACAUGCAAUUCACCUGAGCCUAUCCUCUAUCCAUCUGCACUUUUUUUACAGUUGAUGAGGGACAUUGUAAUGGGAUUGGAUCAUUUGCAUUCAAAGGAAUUUGUUCACGGGAACUUGAAGCCCACAAAUAUUUUAAUAAUUGAAGAAAUAAUGUGUGCCAAAAUUUCAUUAGACAAUUGCCUAGGAUGUCAAUCGAAAGAAGCAAUCACUAACGGAGAACAAACUUUUGCCGAUGACUUAUAUAGUCUCGGACGUAUAUUGCUGUUUUGCAUCAGCAAUGGCAAAUGCCCUUUUGCAGAAUCAUUGUCUGAGCAUGAAAUGCAAAUAGCCAAUAAACAAAACAUUUUGUUGAUAGAUAUAGUAGAAGCUAGGGAUCUCAUCACUCGACUUCUCAAUGUUAAAGCACCCUCGAG
Molecule: messenger RNA, 716 nt
Organism: Erythranthe guttata (spotted monkey flower)
Lineage: Eukaryota; Viridiplantae; Streptophyta; Magnoliopsida; Lamiales; Phrymaceae
Product: serine/threonine-protein kinase/endoribonuclease IRE1-like
Biological process (GO): intrinsic apoptotic signaling pathway in response to endoplasmic reticulum stress; IRE1-mediated unfolded protein response; protein phosphorylation
Cellular component (GO): IRE1-TRAF2-ASK1 complex
Molecular function (GO): RNA endonuclease activity; ATP binding; protein serine/threonine kinase activity
Source: RefSeq, a predicted model, not a curated record